AUGUCGUGGGACGAUGAAGACUUUGAUAUUCCAAGCACUUCCAAGCACGCUGCUGCAUCUUGGGAAGAAGAAGCUAACGAUGAACCAUUGUUAGAUUCAUGGGACAUAGAUGAAGAAGAAGUAGCGCGUAAGAAGAAGGAAGAAGAAGCUAAAAAGAAGGCCGAAAAAGAAGCUUUGAAGAAAAGGCAAGAAGAAGCUAAGGCUAAGAAACUGGCUAAGAACAAGGGAGAAAAGGCUUUGUUGGAUAUUGAUUUGGUUGACGAAGACACCAGACAAGAACUCUUGAAGAAGGCCCAGUUAGAAGCCGAUUUGAAUAAUGCAGCAGAUUUAUUUGGUGGAUUAGGAGUUGCGGAUGAUGGAGAAAUUGAUAUUAAUGAGCAUCCAAGAGAAAGAGCAGCUAAGGCUGCUGCUGCUGCUGCUGCUUCGGCUCCUAGACCUGCUAGAUUGACCAAGGAUACGCCAAUCGAAACCCACCCAUUAUUCCAACCUACUGAUAGACAGGAAUACGAGAGGUUAAGAAAAUCCUUGGGUCCAGUUUUGACCAACUUAGCAGAGGACUCCUUAAUGAACUACACGUCUGGGUUAGCUAUUGACUUGAUAAGAGACUUAGCCCAGCCAUUAUCCAUUGAAAGUAUAAGAAAAGUCAUAUCGACUUUGAAUGUUAUUCUGAAAGAAAAAGAAAAGGCUGAAAGACAAGCUAGAUUGAAGAAGGCUGGUGGUACUGCCACUGGUGGUGCUGGUAAAAAGAAGGCUAAGCCAGCUGUGAAGACUAAUGUUAACUCAUCGUUCAAGAAGGAUGUCUUCGAAGAUAUGGAUGAAUCGAAGUACGACCAAUUCGAAGAUGAUGACUUCAUGUAA
Debaryomyces fabryi is the source of this 858-nucleotide messenger RNA. RefSeq names its product translation initiation factor eIF3 subunit j (gene HCR1). The record is from RefSeq and is a predicted model, not a curated record. NCBI's taxonomy places the organism in Eukaryota, Fungi, Ascomycota, Pichiomycetes, Serinales, Debaryomycetaceae. Gene Ontology annotation, cellular component: eukaryotic translation initiation factor 3 complex; cytoplasm. The transcript has a single exon. Gene Ontology annotation, molecular function: translation initiation factor activity. Bases 1 to 858 code for a protein of 285 amino acids.